This is a messenger RNA of Porites lobata, 9708 nucleotides long. The record is from the annotation of a GenBank genome assembly. NCBI's taxonomy places the organism in Eukaryota, Metazoa, Cnidaria, Anthozoa, Scleractinia, Poritidae.
AUGUUGCCGGAAGCUUUGAUUAAAGCUAUUCUACUCAGCGGUAAAGGUGGCAGUGGUGUUGGUGUUGGAGGAGAAGGAGAAGGUAGAUGGCGCUCAAGAGUGUGGAGACCAAUGGGGGGAGGGGGAGAUGAUAAUGGAUCAGGAUGUAAGCCUGUGGGGAACUAAAAGGCUAGCGUCCUGUAAAAAGGAGCACUCGGGAGAGGUCAACGCCGAGGGGGUGGAUCAAUGCACUAUGGAAAGAAUAAAUUAGGAGAAAUGGCAUAGUCAAUUCAAGAACCUGAGUAAUACUUAAAAGAUGGCUGCGUAAAGGCGUGUAUGUUUAAUUAAGAUGCUUUGAAAAUAUUGACAGAAUGAAGCCUCAAAGGAAACGUAUGAAACAUAACCUAUGUUUUUGUAAGUCACUAAGGACUUUAAAAUUUUCUGUUUUCAAGCGUUUGGAAUUCUUCGGCGACUUCAGAAAGACGCGUUUUAAAUAUGAGUGAUACUCAGUCCAUUUAACAAUCUAAUUCCUCUUCAGAAGAGAAAAGAGGAAAAACAAAAAAAAAGAGAAAAGAAAAAGAAAUUUGCUUGCAUUUUGAUUUUUUUUAGAACUAAAAAAUCAUGAUACCAAUGCAGCCGUGCAAACCAACACCCUUCUGUAACAGACCCAGUGGAACACACAAUGAAACCCUACCCUACCCAGUGCAGUAUUUUGGCCUCUUCGGUAUCUGACAAAUAGUUUGUUACUACCUAUAUUUUGCUUCCUCGGCCACUUUCUAUUGUGACUUCUACAAAAAAAGUGCACAUCAGAGGGAUGCAGGUACUUGAGAUUGCAUAAAAAAGUGCAAAUCGUUUAAUUAGUUAUUCUACCCACAGCAAUAUGUAAAAGGUUUUCAAAGGUUUCAUACCGGUAAGGAUGUAAGGCCUGCCCCCCUUUUAGCUUUUAUGGGAGAUUCACAACUAAGAAAAAAAGAAAAAUAAACCAACCUGGUGACGUUUUCCCCCAGAACCCGCGGUGAAGAUAUAGAUUCCACUGGGUCUGUUACACAGGGGUGUAAAGCACGCACUAUUUUCUCACCCGCGCAAAGUAACACCAAAACGAUUCUUACUAAACUAAUUUUUUGGGACGUGUUGUAAACUGAGAACUUGAAAAGGGAGAUAAGUUAAUAAUGAUAACGAUAAUGAUACUGUACGAGAUAGCAUGGCGGUACCAAAAGCUAUCCGAUAUAGCGUGAGUGGGAAUAUAUAUCUGGUAUAUUGAGCAUAGCCUAAAACGAAUCUUUUUAGAACUUUGUAGUUAAUUCUUCAAGGUUGUAAAUAAAUAGAAAGCAAUGCUGAAAAAAAAAAAAAUCAAGAAACCUUGAUCAAACAGUAGAAGCGAUUCCUUCUGGUUCGAUUUUGUCUAGGUGGGACGUAAAACAAGUUAUGGGUCGAUGAGAACCGAUGAUAACUGACAAGAGUGAUACAUUCAAUUGACAGUCACGUGGUAUAAACUGGCGCUGUUAAGCUGAACCGACUGAAAGCGAGCUAGACCUGAGUAAAACAAACACGAUAAAUAGAAAUAAAUCAAUAAAACUUGAAAUUUUCCCGAAGACGAACGUGAUUUCACAAACAAAUUGUCUUCUAAUUAUGCAAACCGUCUGUAUGGAAGAAAAACAUACACUGGAAAGCCCUUUAAAGAUUUUAUUGUUUUGGAAAUUUUGAGAUAUUUUGACAGGACAUAUCGAUCGAUUCAGCAUGUGUAAGAAAACAUAUUGCAAUUUGUUUACCUUGUUUAUUGGUAUUUAAACACCUUUUAUUUCACUUGUUUAUAGCGAAGACAUUCUUCAAUCAAUCGACUCCAUUCAUCACAUAACUGUAAAAAAAAAACUAAAAGGGAUUUGAGUCCCCGGUCAGGUUAAGCUAGACAGGCCAAGGAGUAAAUUUUAGUUUUAGUCCGGCUUUGCUCAUGGUUUUAAAUCUUUCGUUCCUGUUUUUGGGAGUACUGUGUACUUCUGGUAAGUCACUUGCCGACAAAGAUAUAUGACUUUAAAAACGUUAUAUUUUUAACAGCCCUGAUUCCACGUCAGAACUGAUAAUCAGGGAAACGAAUUAGGUGUAUAGCCAAUGUACACAGCAGAAAAAAGACUGCCCCCGUAAAGCGAGAGUCUUCGCAAAUACAGCUGUAUACAUGUAACGCAUUUUAGUGUACUAACAAUUUUCAAUAUUUAAACAUGUCCAUAUUUAUACGAAUGGUUGAUUGCAAUCAUUUAAAUAUUUAACGCUAAGAAAUCUCUUAAAUAACUUUCAGUAAUCUUUAUAACACAUAACCUUUUUCUUUCAGGAAUCCGCAUAGUCUUCGGUAAGAUGAAAGUGUUUAUGGGCGAUCAUUAACUGUGUUUCUUAACCCUGCCCCUGGCCAGCAGCAAGCUCUCCAAGGAUCGGUGGCACUCAAGAACUGUUUUUUCUAAAUAUCCCUUAGAAGUAACAAAUAUAGCCUUAAAUUUUCUGUAUCUUGAGGGCAGCUAAAAAUUUCAAGAUGACCGUUACAUUUAUAUACGAUUUUCGAAGCUUAUCUAACAAAUUGUUUUAUUCCCUACGAUUAUAUGAAGUUCAGUUUUUCCCAUUUCCCUCAAAAUUUAAACUAUAUUUCGUGGAAAAAGAAAAACUAUCAUUUUCCGAUUCGAAGAUGUCAUGGUGAAAGGAAUCAGAAAAGUUCUGAUACCUUAUUGCAUGUAAAAUUUUCUGUGGAAUAAUACUGAAGGCCUUUUUAUAUCGAAAAGGCUCAGGUUGCCCUAGGAUGACCGAACAGAUAUAAAUUUACUAGCACCCCAUUGAAUUCAUUUCUGGACAAUCUACAAGUACUGUAUAUAGCCUAAAAACUCUUUUCAAUAUAUUUAAGCGUAAGCCAUCGUUUGGUGCCCCUGAUGAAUAUUGUCGUGAUAGGUCACGCGCGGGUUACGCGCAAAAAGUGUGCAAAAGGAAACAGAAAGAGUGAAAGGAGCCGAUCGUCCAAACUCCCUCGCCUGUCGAAACUGAGCUUGUUUGCAUGCUAGAUAACAGCUCCCAAGAGAAGUAGCCAUUGCCCAAAUCACACAUGAAGGAAUAUUCCCUUAUUCUAGAUUUCACUCUUAGAAUUUAAGGCUGAUUCACGGGGGGAUUCCAAAAAGUUUAAUUUUAUACGGGGAGGUUCCGCUACCAAGUCCGACCCCAUUCGCUUUUAUUUACCUGGAAAGAUACAGCGUCACGUUUCGUAUACCUGCAAUUGACAAAUGCUAUCCCUUUCACAUUUCUAAUUUAGAACAUCUCUUUCAACCACUGUAAAAGCACUGCCUCACAAGUAUGAGUAAAUCGCAAAACCAGAACAAUUUCUCGUCUUUUUCUCAGCCAUGAAAUGCAUCUGUUAGGUCUUUGAGCCUUUUUACCAACCAAAAUGAGAAUUUUCCCCACCUUUUUCUAUACCGUCUUUCAACAAGUGCAAUCUCUAUCUUUUCAAAUUCCUAAAGCCUGAAAAAGAUCUCUCUUUCGGGCGGAGGCUGCCCGUAUAGGCCAUUAUAGAGAUUAUCCACCUCCCUGAUGUCUAACACAUACUAGACGCCAGCAGAAGCACGGUUACUUGCCCCAGAACCUCUUUGAUAAAAUCAGGAAAAAAAUCAUUCUUGAUUCUAGAUGUUCUGAAUAUCAUUUGAGUGGGAGUAGGUGAGAAGGCUGACAGCUGAGGAUUGGCCAAAUUAUGCACUUAUGCCCAUGUGAGCGUUGUGUGAAAGAGCUGCUUGAUUGUGUUUCAGCCGAACACCUUCCGAAUGAAUAAAACGGAGUGAAAGAGGUUUAAAGUCCCCAAGGCACUCAAGAUAUGACUACCUAAUUAAAUUUGCAUAUUUUGUAAAAUGCUAUUUAAACCGGAUUGCUUCCAUCAGUGAUCCUAAAAAGUGAACUUCAAAUGUGGCUCAAUGAAAAAAACACGUAAACGCGAUUUCAAAUAACUCGUGACAUCAAACAGUAGAAGCGAUUCCUUCUUGUUCGAUUUUGUCUUAGUGGGAUGGAAAACAAUUUAUUAAUAUUUAUUGAUUCCCAAGCCUUGCCAGUGCCAUUUUGUUACCCUUGUUUCUUCUCUCUAAUAAAAAGUAUGAAAAAUUAAGCUUAAAUAUCCGAGUCACCGGAGUCUAAAAAGGCAUAUUGUGUUUUUAUAUGGGUCGAUGAGAACCGAUGAUAACUGACAAGAGUGAUACAUUCACUUGACAGUCACGUGGUAUAAACUGGUGCUGUUAAGCUGAACCGACUGAAAGCGAGCUAGACCUGCGAAAAACAAACACGAUAAAUAGAAAUAAAUCAAUAAAACUUGAAAUUUUCUCGCAGACGAACGUGAUUUCACAAACAAAAUGUAUUCUAAUUAUGCAAAGCGUCUGUAUGGAAGAAAAACAUACGUUGUGUAGAGGGGGACUUCUACAGACUUUAGGAUUACGUGAAGGGAGGUGACACAACCAGAGUUUGGCAGUUGACGAUGGUUUUAAUCUUUCCGUUGAAGUUACAAACUCCUCUUAGCUAUCUCGGAUCUUAAGGCGUAACUGAGAAGUUACUCACAAGAGGUUCUAUUUAUAUUGAACGAUUAAGUUAAUUGAUUCUUUUUACAGUUUUACAUGGCAUUCAUAUGCAAGGAAAAGGUGUUAGUAAGUAUCAGAGUUUAGAAAACAAAAGGAACUGAAAUUGAGUUGAUUCCCACUACACGUGGAAGAAAUCUGCAAAACUAGAAAUAUCUCUAUACCCAAAUCCUUUACAGGGAACCAAAACGAUAGUUUGAAAGAAACUAAAUCUUUCCAAGAUUGUGUCGAAAGAAAUUCUAGUUUGAGGUCAGAAAAGUAAGUGAAAUUGGGCUAAAACUGGUUUAACAGAGAACAAAGAACUCGAAAGGUGUUAGGACGCGUGGCCUUAGGUUAGAUUUUAAUGAGAUAAGGAAAUCUGAUUAUGAUUCAAGUUUGAAAGCGAAAGUGAGAACCAACUCCAGGUUUAAGUAAACGAACUUCGUUAACAGGAAACGCUUGUUUUCCCAUUCCACAGCUGAAUACAUCUACCUAUUUCUAUCUUUUGAACUUGUUUCUGUGUUUCUGAAUAAGCUUGAAGAGGUGUUUCUUAACCUCAGUUAAACCUUUAGUUGUGAAAGACUGAGACUACACUUAUGAUGUUUCCUGCAAGUACCGUGCGUCCAACUUCUAUUUUUGAUUGAUCCCAACACCAAAGAGGUGCAAAAAUCUUUUAUCAAAGGACUUGACUGACCAGCAAAGGUUUGCUAGUAAAAUCUAAAGUGUAUCCAGCUGUUCUGACAGCUUGUAAACACCAUCCUUUGUCCCUUAACAAAAGAUAUUUGAGAUAUGGUGGAACUUUUGAUUUCUGAACCCACCUAAAAACAAAUUUAUUUAUAUAAUAUAUAUCCCUGAAUAAAGUUAAAAUGCCCAACACCGAAAUAAAUAGAAUAAACUGAAUAAAUAUUAAUGAUUACGAAGAGAAGCGCAUACAAUAAAGCAGACUGAGCAAAAAUGUACCCGGCUAACAAUUGGAAAGUCCUUUAAAGAUUUUAUUGCUUUGGAAAUUUUGAGAUAUUUUGACAGGACAUAUCGAUCGAUUCAGCAUGUGUAAGAAAACAUAUUGCAAUUUGUUUAUGUUGUUAAUUGGUAUUUAAACACCUUUUAUUUCACCUAUUCACCUGUUCAUAGUGCAGACAUUUUUCAACCAAUCGACUCCAUUCAUCACAUCGCUAUAAAAAAGACUAAAACGGACUGGAGUCCCCGGUCAGGUUAAGCUAGACAGGUCAAGGAGUAUAUUCUAGUUUUAGUCCUGCUUUGCUCAUGGUUUUAAAUCUUUCGUUCCUGUUUUUGGGAGUACUGUGUACUUCUGGUAAGUCACGCAUAACAACGAAUUUUAACCCUGAAAUUGUCGUCAGUAUAAAGGACUUUUUAACCGCGUUAUUUUAUAUACACUGAGAGGAUAACAUCGUGCGCAAUGACCAAGGCCAAACCAGUUGGAGACGACUUUCAGUCGACUGCUCUUCGGUCGACCGAUGAUCGAUGAUGAUGAUAUACACUGAAGCCUGACUUCUCAAGGGAAAACUCGUUACAGUUUACACUAGCCGACAAAGAUAAAUGACUGUAAGGUCGUUAUAAUUUUUAACCGCCCUGAUUCCACGUCAGAACUGAUAAUCAGGGAAAGGAAUUAGGUGUAUAGCCAAUGUACACAGGAGGGAAAAGACUGCUCCCUUAAAGAGAGCGUCUUCGCAAAUAUACACGUAACCCAUUUUAGUGUACUAAGAAUUUUCAAUAUUUAAACAUGUCCAUAUUUAUACGAAUGGUUGAUUGCAAUCAUUUAAAUAUUUAACACUAAGAAAUCUCUUAAAUAACUUUCAGUAAUCAUUAUAACACAUAACCUUUUUCUUUCAGGAAUCCGGAUAGUCUUCGGUAAGAUGAAAGUGUUUAUAGGCGAUCAUUAACUGAGUUUCUAACCCUGUCCCUGGCCAGCAGCAAGCUCUCCAAGGAUCGGUGGCACUCAAGAACUGUUUUUUCUAAAUAUCCCUUAGAAGUAACAAAUAUAGCCUUAAAUUUUCUGUAUCUUGAGGGCAGCUAAAAAUUUCAAGAUGACCGUUACAUUUAUAUACGAUUUUCGAAGCUUAUCUAACAAAUUGUUUUAUUCCCUACGAUUAUCUGAUCGAAGUUUAAUUUUUCCCAUUUCCCGGUUUGCUUCCAUCAGUGAUCCUGAAGAGUGAACUUCAAAUGUGGCUCAAUGAGAAAAACACGUAAAACGUGAUUUCAAAUAACACGUUACAUUGCUUCGUCAGUGACGUCACAAAACACGUUUUCCUUAACGGGGAAGGGUUCCAAACCUUAGUCUUAGGAAUUUUCACCACCAAAAUGUUACAUAAACAGUGUAAAUCGUAAAUCGCCUUGUGUGGUUGGAAAUUAGCCAAUUAGCUAAUUAACAAGUCACGUGACCCUUUUCCCUCUAUUUACCGUUUCCUAUAUAACGUAAACAUACAUACAAGGCGAAUUUUUCAGAACCUUUCAAUAGCCUCUAAAAUGUACCUAAAAGAACUUGUUGCUCUUUUAUUAUCCUUUCCCCAUUUUAGAGUAAAUAUUUUGACCGUUAAUUCUCGUGACGAAAAUUUGAACUCGCAAAAUGUCUCAUAUUGCUAAUGCCAUUAAGCUUCAUUAGUAUUCCAAUUUUCAGGAUCAAUAAUAGGAACAAACCGUUCUAAAUAGCAUUUUUUCAAAAUAUGCAUAUUAAAUUAGAUAGUCAUGCCUUAAGGUGGCUCGACUGGAUUUUUUUGGGGGGAUACCUCCCAAGUUUGAGCUUUAACUUCUUCAGCAUGAGUAAAGAUAUGGGAAAAAAAUUGCACAGCUGUUUUAUAUAAAGAUGAAAAUUUCUUAUGACCUGGGUUUUAUUGCAAUCGAAGGCGCCAUGGCAACGUAAUGACGCCAUUACGUUUUUUAUUUAUCUUUGUGUUUCUCUGUACUAGGAGUUCCUUUGGAGAAAUCGCUUAAAGGAGUAUGUACACUUGACCCAGGGUCCCUUUUCAUGCAAAUUCUAUUAUUUGGCUUGUUGUGCAUGUGCAUUUGAAACUUGAAAACAAUGCCAGUGAAUAAUGAGGACGCUCACUUGUAAACACAAAAUCUGGGCUAAUUGUGUGGAUAGCAUGCUAUUUCACUGUUUUUAUGAUUCUUAAAACUUUGUUUCAAAAUAUUUCCAAAAUGCUCUCAUAGAAUUUGUUCAAACUUUGCCACAAUUGAGUCAAUUAUGGCAGGUACGUACUCCUUUAAGCGAUUUUCUCCGGCUACAGAAAAACACAAAGAUAAAUAAAAAACGUAAUGGUGUCAUUACGUUGCCAUGGCGACUUCGAUUGCAAUAAAACCAAGAUCAUAAGAAAUUGUCAUCUUUAUAUAAUAAUACAGUUGUGGUAAACUUUUCCCCAUAUCUUUACUUAUGCCGACCUAUUCAAUGCUCAAACUUGGGAGGUAUCCCCCCCUAAAAAAUCCAGUAGAGCCAACUUAAGUGGCCUAAGUCUGUUCCUACCGACUACCGUUAACGUCUUUCCAUAACUCAGUCCAUUGUAAUUAUACCUAAACUCUGUACAAAACAUUUCAUUAUAUAAGGUUUCCACCUCUACGUUAGGUCAAGCCCUCUUGUUGCCGCUGCCAUACCAUUAACACUGAUCAAUUCAUAGCUCUGCAAGGGUUUAUCAUUUUACUAGCAAAUACGUUCUGAGUAUCUCUGGGCACUCGAUGCCUCUCAGAUACUUGUCCCGCGCAUUCCUGAUGUUGUAAAUGACGGUAAAACAUGUAUCCUGUAUUUAGCUUCCUUUGGAGAUGAAGGUUUGGAGGCUCACAACAAGUACCGCAGGAUCCAUGAUGCACCAGCCAUGAGGUUGAAUGAUGAUAUGAGCCAGCAGGCCACAGCUUAUGCCGGGCGGCUUGCACGCAUGGGUAAACUUAAGCACUCCAGUUCCCGUGAGAGGCCAGGUCAAGGCGAGAACCUCGCUAUGUCAUGUGGCUAUGGAGGCCUCUCAGGGCAAAGAGCUACUGAGAUGUGGUGGGUAUUUUGAUGCUACUGGACAUUUUUCACACUAUACAUUCUACAUGUACAGGAAAGGAAAGUAUUACACCUUCAGGCGCGUUCUAUAGGUGUGCACUUCUUUAUUGCGCAUGUCAUUUAUGUCGCAAGGUCUCGCCACUCCAUCCAUCGGAAAAGCGUCGUAAAAAUCAAAGUUUUGUCCCGAUAUUUUUAUUCCGUCCAGCUGACUAUCAUUAUGGAAGUGUUCAGACUGAGUUGAUUUUAAAGGGGGGGAAUUUGAUUCGCCCUUGACAGUUCUCAUUAAUAGUAUGCCUUAGCGGUUUAGAUUAUACCACUAAGCAGAAAUGCAGUAAAACACCAAAGGGAUUGUGAAAAUCAAUUGACCACGUUCUCCUGGAGUGUCCGACGGACAAUUUUGCAGAAAGGAUAGAAGUUUCUUUUUCUUAAAAAUCGACUUUAAGGCUUUGCAAACAAUACAAACGAGAAUUUCAGCUAUGCAGGGUCCUACAUCGCGAAUGCUAACCUUCAAACAAUAACUCUGAACUUCUGAGAUGGUUGGUUUUCGGUUGGAUUCAAGACUAAUAAGAACAAGCGUAUCUCUUCAAUAAGCGACUUUUUGUAAGCUAGUUCGGCACAAAAAUUUGUAUUGUUUUGACCUCCAACAUGGCCGCUUAGUCACCUGUUAGCAAGCCAAGGAGACAUCAACGACACUACAAAAGUUGCGAAAAAUAUGAGAGUCUCGAAAAAUCUCAUGGCUGUCGCAAAAAUAUAUUAAUGAAAUUUAAAACAAUUUCACUUACGCAAGGCCAUCACAAAAAAGCCAAAAAAGGACUUUCUUUCUUAACGUAUUACUGUGCUUCACUAUAUUUUCACAGGUACAAAGAAGUGUGUAAGUUCAACUUUGACAAUCCCGGAUGGGGUUACGGCACUGGGCACUUUACGCAGGUGGUGUGGAAAAAGAGUGUGGAGCUGGGAAUAGGAAAAGCAGUCUCGGGACGGUGUACCUAUGUGGUUGGCCGCUAUAAGCCUGCAGGAAACGUGCUGAACAACUUCAGGGAAAAUGUUGCAAAGGGAAGCUUUGACUGGAGGAGCUAUUGUCGUGGUGGUGGAGGCGGUGGAGGUGGCGGUGGAGGAGGUGGAUGGCGCCCAGGAGGGUGGAGGCCUGUAGGGAAAGGAGAGGUGGCUGGAGGCCUCUAG